UCAAAGUCUGACCGGAAUCAAGGCCUCCUGUUAGAUUUGUAUGUGACCUGGGAGACAAGAAACAGCAAAGUUAAAUCAGGAAUCAAUAGAGAGAAAAAUCUGAUGACAAACAGCGAUGAUAACUUCUGGAAUAUCAAGCAAGAUUGUUUUCUUUCAACAUGCUGUGAAAAGUAGAUAAACCCUGAAAUAUGAAAUAUUAAGGAAGAUAAAUGUCUGCCCACCACUCGUCUAACAACGUCUCUAGCUGGAAAAAGGAAAUAAGACAAGAGAUCCAGAGGCUCCAGGACGAACGUGAAAAGCAUGUACGCAGUCUAAGGUUCUCUCAGAGUAGAUUUACACGUUGGAGUGAUGCUAGUGUUGUUCAAGACCUCACUGACAUGUUGGUCUCUGGGGACAAAAUAGACCAGGACUUGCAAGCAGAAAAGGGCAAAGGGGCGUCUUUGAAAGAACAGAUCGUAAAAUGGGAGAGGAAGUUGGCAGAACAGAAGACUGGUGGAGGAACUUCGCAGUGCAGUAUAAAACCUUGGAGAUACUUACUGAAAAACACUUUUUUCAUGGAAAGCAAACUGCACAGAGCUACCAAAUGCUUCAAUACAACGAUGACCAGGAAUGGAGAGUUGAGGGAUGAGCUAAAGACAAUGCAGGUUGAGAAGAAACAGUUCCUACAUGUUCAAUCUCGCCUGGGAAAGGAGCUGCAUGCACUUCGCAAGGAUAUUGGUAACCUGAUGGCUAAAUGCACUGAAGCCUUAAAUGCCAGUGUGAAGUGUCAGGAAAGACACAGAAUUCUAAUGGAGCAGAAUUCUAAGGAUGUGGCUCAGUUCAUCAAACAGAGUAGCAGCCUGGAACAAGACAUUUCUCGAAACUGCAAAUUUGAGGUUUUCCUUGACAUAAAGGACAUUGUACGCAACAUCCCGGACACCGGAGACAAAGUGAAGCGCAAGCAAUUGGAUUCUAAGGAAUUGGCUCCACAAGAUUUUGAGGAUGCUAUCAAAAAGAUCCUCGAAGUAACAGAAGAAAAGGACAUGGACAAACUUGUCAGGAACUUCCUACAAAUGGAGGAGCACAACUUCACUUUACUGAAAUGUGUCAACUAUCAGCAAAAUGAAGCAGAGACCCUUCGAAGGCAGAUCUCUCAGCGUUGCAUUGAGAGAGAGAUGUUUGUAGCUGAGAAACAACGGCAGCAAGACCAGCACCAGGCUCUUCAGGUUAAAGUCUCCAUCAGGCAAGAGGCUAUGGAGCAGCAGCUGGCAGGUUUCCAAAUGCGUGUUGACUUCAUGGAAAAGCUCCUAGAUCAGCUCAAAGAAGGUGUUGAGUCAUUGCUUCAGAUCAGCUGUGACAGCUUUGAGAUCUGCCCCCAGUUGGGCUCCUCUGAUGGAGUCCAGGAUGAAAACAUCCCAGAGUACCUGAGAAAGGUGGAGAACAGAGUCAAUGAGCUUCUCUCACUGCAGUCCUUUCUUUACUUCCAGGACAACAUUAAUAGCCAGUGGGACAUGGACAGUCUGAGCACCAUUGCUGGGCAGCUCCUGGGAAAGACCCCCACAGCUGUGAACCUCCCCUCUGCUGCUGAGACCCCUGCACCUGUUGCUGAUCCAGACCUGGUGGAGUCGGUGCUGUUGGAGGCAAAGGAGCCAGUGAGGAGAGAUGAUCUACUGACACUGGUCAAUAACAGGGUUAGAGUAACUAAAAUAAUUUCUUCGAAACGUAACAUUUAAAAAUGAGGAAAUUGUUGAUAUGAAGCUCUUGUUACCCACAUGUAUUUCUUUUUUUGUUUAUUCCCCACAUGGCUGUUAUUUUUUUUUAAAAACUAAAAACAUGUAGGUUAUGGUGGAAAGGAGCAGGGAGGAGAAAAUCUUGUUUUACCUGCUCCAACAUUAAGAAUAUUAUCUGUCACAAAGUGUAACCCGUCUAUGUAGGUUGAUAUUUCCAUA
This is a messenger RNA of Eleginops maclovinus (Patagonian blennie), 1928 nucleotides long. RefSeq names its product outer dynein arm-docking complex subunit 1-like. The coding region runs from base 210 to 1712 and encodes 500 amino acids. NCBI's taxonomy places the organism in Eukaryota, Metazoa, Chordata, Actinopteri, Perciformes, Eleginopidae. Gene Ontology annotation, cellular component: axoneme. The record is from RefSeq and is a predicted model, not a curated record. Gene Ontology annotation, biological process: outer dynein arm assembly; cilium movement. The transcript is spliced from 12 exons.